Aspergillus lentulus is the source of this 954-nucleotide messenger RNA. RefSeq names its product DUF1996 domain-containing protein. NCBI's taxonomy places the organism in Eukaryota, Fungi, Ascomycota, Eurotiomycetes, Eurotiales, Aspergillaceae. The record is from RefSeq and is a predicted model, not a curated record.
AUGUAUUUCUUUUCGCUGGUAGCCGCGGCUGGACUCGCGCAUGCCUACACUGUGGUCGUCGCUGAGCAGUUCAUGCUUAAGAACAUCGAUCCUAUUGUGCUUCCUGGCCAAUACAAGAGCCACAUGCACAGCUUCUUCGGAUCCGAUGCCGUCACCAUCAACACAAACACCUCGGCCGAGCUCCAGGCCGGUUGCUCGACCACCGAGAACCCCAACGACCUCUCCGUCUACUGGGUCCCAACCUUAUACCUGACCGAAGGCGGUAAACACACCCCCAUCACCCCCAUGCGCUUCAGCGCCUACUACAUCAACAUCGGCGACGCGGAGAUCCCCUUCCCCCAGAACUUCAAGGCCGUCGCCGGCAACGCCCAGGGCACGUCCCAGGCCGAUGUUAAAAGCGUCUACGGCAUCCAGUGGAUGUGCGAGGGCGUCUCCAACACCGACGGCGGCAAGGACGUCGCUGCCUUCCCGACCAAGACCUGCCCUACCCAUCUGCAGUCCAUCCUGCUGUUCCCGGACUGCGUCAACCCGGACACCCUCGACUACGCCUACUCGGGCACCCAGAACUGGAGCGGCAGCUUCAGGCCCGCGAACCGCUGCCCGGCCGGCAUGAAGCGCAUCCCACAGCUGCGCUUCUCCAUUCGCUAUGAUCUGCGCAAGCUUCUGCCGAAAGGGUGGUCGGGCACCCCGCCGCUGGAGUUGGCGUGUGGCUCGUCGUACUGCUGGCAUGGCGAUUUUAUUAACGGAUGGGUCCCUGAGGCGGCGAAGAAUAUGCUCAAGGCGACGGAUAAGCGCGAGUUUAUGCAGAUUGAUGGGCCGCUGGGUGGAGGCAAGGAUGGGUCCAAGUGUGGAGCGAAAAAUGCGCACGAUCAGGAUCCUAACCAUGGAACGAGCGAUUAUGAGGAGAGUGUCAAGAUGAUGUCGAGCAAGAGGAGUAUUGGCCAGCGUCGGUGA